UUGGCAUCGUCUGGACUAGCGUCUGGCUGAUCUCUAGAAAGUGUCAAUUUCAUUUUCUUGAUUCUCUCCGUGCCAAGCUAAGUUAUAUUUCACUGUCUUUAGACUGAAUGUAUGAUUUUUUCCGUUCAGAUAAAGGUGAGAAUUUAUAGACAUGGCUGCUGCUAAUGACUGUCCACAUCAGAAUAUAUUACAAAAAGAAGAUUCUACAAACAAGAAAAGGUACAGAUUAUUGGAACUUUAUUGUGGAAUUGGUGGUAUGAGAUAUGCUUUGGAUUCAUCUGGAAUCCCCUAUGAAGUUGUUGCUGCCGUUGAUAUUGAUCCUGUGGCCGGUGCUAUAUAUAAACAUAAUUUUGGUUCUGAAGGUCAUUAUGAAAAAGAUAUCUUGUCAUUCACUUCCAGUGAUAUAGAGAACAUGAAAAUAGACAUCAUUACUAUGAGCCCUUCUUGUCAACCAUUUCCUAGAUUUGGGAUAAAAGAUUUUGAACGAAUAACGUAUGAGCGAAACAAGUCUUUUUUGCAUAUUUUAACUAUUCUCAAAGAGCUGCAGAGGAAACCUAUGUAUAUUGUGGUGGGAAAUGCGAUGGGUUUUGAUAGUUCUCAUGCAAAAAAAGUCCUGCUUGAAACACUGGAAGCCUCAGGGUACAGAUAUCAGCAUUUUUAUUUGACUCCCCAGCCCUUUGGUUUUCCAAAUUCUCGUUGCUGGAAUUAUGUAAUUGCUAAAUUGAGAGAAGAGAAGUUUUCUUUUAUUGAAUCUCGAAAGCCUUUAAAUGAUAUGCCUGAUGUUAAAUAUGAUAAACUUGAACGUCCAGAGUGGAUCCACGACAAUAUAGUUCUACAUCCCUUAGGAUUUUUUUUGGAGACGGAAAUUGAAGAUCUUGAAAGGUAUCUUAUAUCUGACCGUAUUCUUUUAAAGUCCUGGAGUGAAUUCGAUAUUGUGGAUGGAAAUUCUACCAAUUCGACCCGUUUUACGAAAGGAUACCAUCAUUUAGCCCAAAGAUCUGGAUCAGUUAUUUCAUCAGUAGAGGCUGGUGAGGCUUAUGACUUGCUUCAAAUGUCUACAAGAUGUUCCAAUAGAAAAGAACAACUAACUUAUCUAAAGGAAAUUGGACUUCGUUACUUUACCCCAAGGGAAAUUGCUAAUCUUUUGCAUUUUCCCGACCAUUUCAAUUUCCCUCCUGGAAUUAUUGUGGAGCAAAUGUAUGAGUCUUUAGUAAGCAGUCCGAAUGUUUAUGUUGCUUCAUGUGUGAUGAAAUUGUUAUUUCAAAAACGAGAUUAAAAAUUUAUUUUUAGAACAUUUUUUAUUUCAUUCUGUUAAACAACUUGAUUUUUCGACUGAAUGAAUGUAUAUGGUCAAUUAAAAAAAUAAUUAUUUUUGUGCAUUCAGGGAAAGAUCCAUUAUCUACUUUGAAAUAUAACGCUAAAUUUUAUUUAAUUUUAGAAAUUUAUAUGUGCAGAUAUUAUGUGUUUAACAUAUUCUGUUUUUAUAGAGUGUGCUCCCAAAGGUGGAAAAAGCGUUUAUUUCCAUAAAUAUUGCACUUACAUUUCCAAUUACAGAAUUUUAUUAAAUGAAGGUGGGCAAUUUUAUAAAAACACUUUGACUUCUGUAGAAGUUGUUAGGAAGAAGUUAAGAAAAUUAAAUUUGUAUGUGGCCUCUUUUGUUUGAAACUAUCAGUUAAUAAAAUAUUUGCUAUCUAUCCAUCUCUAUAUAUAACUUUUAGAAGCACACCUUCAAAACUCUAAAAGUGCAUUUUGAGUUAAAGCCCUAAAAAGUAUUUUUGAUGCAGUGCAAUAAAAAACAAGCACAAUAAUUUUGUGUGCUCUAGCAGUAAAUAUUGCUAAGAAAUCAUUAAAAAUAAAGGAUUUAAAUGUUUAAAAAGAAAUACAAUAGACUAUCAGUCAUCUCUCUUUUUAAAUACUGGUAAUGAGUUCAUAAGCAAUUUCAAUUUAUUUGCAGGUGAAAAAUAAAUUAGUAAGCAUCUCAAUUAAUUCAACAGUGCAUUUCAAGAUUAUCAUAUUCUGUUAUUCUAUUUUAAGUAUGUAUAAAUCGGAGUUAUAAACAUUUCUGACUAAAAUGGUAAUUGAACUAGUUUUGAAACUCUAAGGAUUUUGAUGCUCACAUUUAACAGAAUUUUGUCUUUCCAUGCUCUCACUACAAGAACCAAUUAUGAUUUAUGAUUGUUUGAUUCUAAGCAGCAAAGCUAAGCAACUGUACCAUUGCAGUAAUACUGAAUGAAUUAAUACAUUAGCUUAUGUUGUUUUUAACUCUAAGAAUUUAGCAUUUCUUAAAUACUGUUACCUACACAGAAAUGUGUAAAUUUUUUUAAAAAAAAAUGUUGCUCAAGCAUAUGCCUUAUUUAUGAAUUUAUUUACUAAUUUAUGUUAAAAUUGAAUUUAAUUUUUUAGCAGAGAAUUUUAAGAAAUUAUGAAGUUUUACAAAGGCUGUUUGGAAUCUGGUCAUGUAUAUAGUAAACAUUAAAAAAAAUGAAAUCACAAACUACAGGAAAUGCUUCAUAAGUGGUUAGUAUAAGAGUGUCUGUAUUUUACAAAAAUGCUGAAUAUCAAAUACAUUUUUUGGCUAGUCUACAUGAAUUUUUUGCUUUAAACUUUAAUUCACAUUAGGUAUUAAUAUUUGAUUUAAAGUAUGAUUUCUCUCGAGUAACAUUUCGUUGCAUGUAUUAAAUUUUAAUUCUUAUAUUUUAGUUUAAAACAAGUGUUUUUUCAUUUUUUUUUGUCAGCACUUAUUGGUACUUCCAAAUAAGUGAUAUCUGGCUUGCUAUGCCGAAUUGUCUGUAUUAUGUAUGUUUUAUGUAUUAUUUUAUGUAUUUCAUGAUUUAUGUUAUGUUUAUGUAAUUAUGUUUUUAGUGACAAUUGGAA
Molecule: messenger RNA, 2874 nt
Organism: Argiope bruennichi
Lineage: Eukaryota; Metazoa; Arthropoda; Arachnida; Araneae; Araneidae
Product: tRNA (cytosine(38)-C(5))-methyltransferase-like
Exons: 9
Coding region: 152-1276 (374 amino acids)
Molecular function (GO): methyltransferase activity
Source: RefSeq, a predicted model, not a curated record